CUUUUGACUCAGCUUAGUAUCCGUAGUCGGCUGAGAGCCGGCGGGGUGGAUUGUGGGAGAAGAUGGCGGCGGCCGUUCACCCCCGGGUUGUCCGGGCCGUGCCAAUGUCACGUUCUUGUCUUGCUGCAGUAGCCACAUCAGUGUCUUAUGGCCCGCCCCAGCGCCAGCUUCAUCACGCGCUCAUCCCUCACGGGAAAGGUGGGCGUUCCUCAGUCAGUGGGAUUGUGGCCACUGUGUUUGGAGCAACAGGAUUCCUGGGCCGCUAUGUUGUCAACCACCUUGGUCGCAUGGGGUCACAGGUGAUUGUACCCUACCGGUGUGAGCCGUAUGAUACCAUGCAUCUCCGGCCCAUGGGUGACCUGGGCCAGAUUAUCUUUAUGGAAUGGAACGGGAAAGACAAGGACUCUAUCCGGAAGGUGGUGGAACACAGCAAUGUGGUCAUCAACCUUGUUGGGCGAGAAUGGGAGACCAAAAAUUUUGAUUUUGAGGAUGUUUUCGUAAAGAUUCCCCACGCAAUUGCUCAAGUGUCCAAGGAAGCCGGAGUUGAAAAACUUAUUCACAUUUCUCACCUGAAUGCUGAUAUUAAAAGCCCCUCUAGGUAUCUGAGAAGUAAGGCCGUUGGGGAGAAAGAAGUGAGAGCUGCCUUUCCAGAAGCCACUAUCAUAAAGCCAUCGGACAUCUUUGGAAGAGAGGACAGAUUCCUCAAUUAUUUUGCAAAUAUGCGCUGGUUUGGUGGUGUCCCUCUUAUUUCCUUGGGCAAGAAGACAGUGAAACAACCAGUAUAUGUUGUGGAUGUAUCCAAAGGAAUUAUUAAUGCAAUUAAGGAUCCAGAUGCCAAAGGGAAAACGUUUGCCUUUGUUGGGCCCAAUCGGUACCUUCUCUUUGACCUGGUGCAGUAUAUCUUUGCCGUGGCCUACAGACCCUUCCUCCCUUACCCUUUGCCACAUUUUGCCUAUCGAUGGGUAGGUCGACUCUUUGAAGUGAGUCCGUUCGAGCCCUGGACCACGAGGGAUAAGGUGGAACGGGUUCACAUGUCAGACAUGACACUGCCUCACCUGCCCGGCUUGGAAGACCUUGGCAUUCAGGCCACACCCCUGGAGCUCAAGGCCAUCGAGGUGCUGCGGCGUCACCGCACAUACCGCUGGCUGACUUCAGAGAUGGAAGAUGUGAAACCAGCCAAGACAGUUAAUAUUUAGAGGCCCCUGAGCUGCCUGUGGUUUUGGUGUCCUUUGGGUCACCUGGCUAGUGACCAAGUCACCUAUGUUAGAGCAUUCUGUACAUAUUGAGAAGAGCCCUCUAUUAAAACAUCGGAGCUGAAA
This is a messenger RNA of Phacochoerus africanus (Common warthog), 1319 nucleotides long. It is a transcript of the gene NDUFA9, whose product is annotated as NADH:ubiquinone oxidoreductase subunit A9. The record is from RefSeq and is a predicted model, not a curated record. The coding region runs from base 63 to 1196 and encodes 377 amino acids. Gene Ontology annotation, cellular component: mitochondrion. Lineage: Eukaryota; Metazoa; Chordata; Mammalia; Artiodactyla; Suidae. Gene Ontology annotation, molecular function: protein-containing complex binding. The transcript is spliced from 11 exons.